UAUCAAAACCCCUUCAACCAAAUCUUAUCUAAAUCCCCCAAAAUUUUACGAAAACUCUCGAUUUUAAUCUAAAUCUCCUUCCUUAUCACCUCACAAAUUUCUCGUGUUUUUUUGUAAUCAAUUUUUGAUGGAAAAUUAUUCCCAAAACUCGAAUCUCUGUUGAUCGUGUGUUUCUUGGGGUUCGUCUGAUUCCUUCAAAGUUUUCAUCUUUUUGAUAACAAAACCGUUAGUUCUUUGUCCUCGUGUGUGAUCAUCUCUUGAGCCCUAUUGAUAAACCAUAUAGAGAGUGUAUGUGUGUGUAUAUCUUUGUUUAUUGAGUGACACCAACAACAAAAAGAUUAUUUUCCUUGAGAUUGAUUAAAAGAAAACAUGGUUAGUUGCUUGUGUUUUCGUCCCAGUCGGAAAACGAAGCUCAAAGACAAAUCUCAUAAGAGAUCCAUACGUAACCAGACAUCCUCCUCUUCUGCCCAACCAGCUGGAACAGCAAAAGAAGUAGAUUCGUCAAGUUCACAAACCGUAGUGCAAGAUUCUUCUAGAUACAGAUGUCAGAUUUUCUCAUACAGAGAACUCGCCAUCGCGACUAACAGCUUCAGGAAUGAAUCUUUGAUCGGAAGAGGUGGAUUUGGAACUGUGUAUAAAGGAAGGCUAAGCACUGGACAGAACAUAGCUGUUAAAAUGCUUGAUCAGUCUGGUAUUCAAGGAGACAAAGAGUUUCUUGUGGAAGUCCUAAUGCUCUCGCUCUUGCACCACCGAAACCUAGUGCAUUUGUUCGGUUAUUGUGCUGAAGGCGAUCAAAGACUCGUUGUCUAUGAAUACAUGCCUCUUGGAUCUGUAGAAGAUCAUCUCUACGAUCUUAGCGAGGGUCAAGAGGCUUUAGAUUGGAAGACAAGGAUGAAGAUAGCUCUAGGAGCGGCUAAAGGGUUAGCGUUUCUUCACAACGAAGCACAACCUCCUGUGAUAUACAGAGAUUUGAAAACUUCAAACAUAUUGUUGGAUCAUGACUAUAAACCUAAGCUCUCAGAUUUUGGACUUGCAAAGUUUGGUCCAAGUGAUGAUAUGUCUCAUGUCUCUACUAGAGUUAUGGGAACUCAUGGGUAUUGUGCACCAGAGUACGCGAACACCGGGAAGUUGACGCUGAAAUCUGAUAUUUAUAGCUUUGGAGUUGUGCUGCUGGAGCUUAUCAGUGGACGCAAAGCUCUUAUGCCCUCAUCCGAAUGCGUUGGUAAUCAAAGUCGCUAUCUUGUGCAUUGGGCACGACCGUUGUUCUUGAAUGGCAGAAUAAGGCAGAUUGUAGAUCCAAGGUUAGCAAGAAAAGGCGGUUUUUCGAAUAUACUUCUUUAUAGAGGUAUUGAAGUGGCCUUUCUGUGCCUAGCAGAAGAAGCAAACGCUAGACCAUCGAUCAGCCAAGUCGUGGAGUGUCUUAAGUAUAUCAUUGAUCACACAAUUAGGAAGGAAAGGAGAACUAGGCGUAGACUACUAGGAGGAAAUAAGGAUGGGGCGGGGACAUCGAGGUCACCGGAUGAGACAAUGAUGAGGAUGUUAGAAGAAGAAGAAGAAUACGUAACUAGUGAAGAAGCUAUUGAGAGAAGGAGGGUAAUCGUGGAUGAUGCUCGUACUUGGGCCGGUAUGAAUAGGAGAGGGGCUACGCCACCAACUCCGACUCCAUGAAAGUGAAGUAAAUUUUUAUUAACUUGUUUUUCAAGUUAUAUUUGGUUAAGUUUGUUUGGUGAGACUAUUGUUAGAAACCAAAUUUUGUUAAAACAUUUAAACAUGGCAAUUUAGUUAAUACUAGA
Arabidopsis thaliana (thale cress) is the source of this 1793-nucleotide messenger RNA. RefSeq names its product Protein kinase superfamily protein (gene CDG1). The transcript is spliced from 5 exons. Lineage: Eukaryota; Viridiplantae; Streptophyta; Magnoliopsida; Brassicales; Brassicaceae. Bases 370 to 1668 code for a protein of 432 amino acids. Gene Ontology annotation, cellular component: plasma membrane. The record is from RefSeq and is marked reviewed. Gene Ontology annotation, molecular function: protein serine/threonine kinase activity; protein kinase activity; protein serine kinase activity.